Molecule: messenger RNA, 2919 nt
Organism: Gamsiella multidivaricata
Lineage: Eukaryota; Fungi; Mortierellomycota; Mortierellomycetes; Mortierellales; Mortierellaceae
Product: kinase-like domain-containing protein
Exons: 8
Coding region: 261-2786 (841 amino acids)
Biological process (GO): intracellular signal transduction; protein phosphorylation
Cellular component (GO): cytoplasm
Molecular function (GO): protein serine/threonine kinase activity; ATP binding
Source: RefSeq, a predicted model, not a curated record
UCUUUUCUUUUCUUUUCUUUUCUUUUCUUUUCUUUCUUUCUUCUUUUUGUACUUUACUCCGUCCUCCUUCGUCCUUUAAAUCGUUGUCUGUCUGUGUGUGUGUGUGCGGGUGUAUGUGCGUGUGUCUAUCUUCGACUUCUCAUUAUUUUUCUUAAGCGCCACUGUUUCUUGUCAUACAACACUUGCUCCACAAACACACGUACCAUCGCACACACCUUCCCAAGUCGCAGUUUUGAGUUGCACCUCUUUGAGCGGGCACCAUGACAUCCAAUAUCAAGAUCGGCCCUUACAUGCUGCUCGAGACCCUCGGCGUGGGCUCCUUUGGCAAAGUCAAACGUGCGGUCCAUUCACUCACCGGACACACGGUUGCCAUCAAGAUCAUCAACAAAAACAAGGUUGUGAACCAGGACAUGUUUGCUCGGGUUAAGCGGGAGAUCCAGUACCUGAAGCUGUUGCGGCACCCGCAUAUCAUUAAGCUAUACGAGGUCAUUUCCACCCCAACAUCAAUAUACAUGGUCAUCGAGUACGCGGGAGGGGAACUGUUUAACUACAUUGUCGACAACACCAGGCUAUCAGAGGAUGAGGCACGGCGGUUCUUUCAACAGAUCGUAUGCGCUAUCGAGUAUUGUCACCGACACAAGAUUGUUCACAGAGAUCUCAAACCAGAAAAUCUGUUACUGGAUCCCUCGAUGAAUGUCAAGAUUGCAGAUUUCGGCCUGUCAAAUAUCAUGACCGAUGGCGACUUUUUGAAGACAAGUUGCGGGAGUCCAAACUAUGCCGCUCCCGAGGUUAUCUCAGGAAAGCUGUAUGCGGGACCAGAAGUCGAUGUGUGGAGCUGUGGAGUCAUUCUCUAUGUCAUGUUGGUCGGACGACUGCCUUUCGACGACGACUAUAUUCCACUGCUGUUCAAAAAGAUUAAUGGCGGCAUUUAUUCGUUACCGUCGUUUCUUUCGCCAGAAACCAAAUACUUGCUGACAUCCAUGCUGGUGGUUGAUCCUCUGAAGCGCAUCACAAUUGCUGAAAUUCGACAGAACGCAUGGUUCAACGUUGGACUGCCAGAAUACCUAAAACCUCUGCCAUCGGGAUCAACGGAAGACACGAUCUGUAAUUUGCAGGAGGACAUUAUUGAAGAACUCAUGAAAAAGAUGAACUUUCCCAAGGAGACGAUCGUUAUGGCACUGGAAGAGCGGCAAAAUAACCAGAUCAAGGUUGCAUAUCAGCUGGUUGUUGAUCACAGGCGGAUGAUUGAAAAUGCAUCUCAAAUGUCGCCGCAAAAGCCGUUCCAGAGUUUCCUGGCAACAUCACCACCGCCCUGGAAUGUAACGGAGAAGGACGCAUCACCUAACAAAUCAGUAACAGGAUCGUCGGUGGGAUCUGCAUUAAAAUCCGGUCCAGAUGGAGGAGACACAUCAGAUGACUAUACAGAUUCACCAGUGCCUUCGUCGAUUGCAGUGCUCAGCACAAGUUUACCGGGGAACACGUUCGCCAAGGAACUGCAUCGGAAAGCCUCCUUGAAGAAUACACGGAGGGAUCGCGCAAGCAGCCAACCGCAAUCUCCGAAUCAACAGUCAUACCAGCAAAACCAACUCACCUUGCCAACAUAUGGGCAGCAUACUCAUUCGGAGUACGGUGCGACCACAGCGUUCCAUCAGGCGGCUGUGUUGGGCAAUAGCAGUCUUGGAGGAGGGAUCCCUACCCCAGCGACGACUACGAAUGCUGGCUCACGGACCUCGGGAUCGAAUAGUAAUUUGGCGAUUACAUCAGCGACACAAAGACGGAUGAAGGCACGUCCAAAAUGGUAUUUUGGGAUCCGGUCACGGAGCGCACCUCGGGAAGUAAUGGCUGAGAUCUACAGGGCACUUUCGAACUUGUCGAUGAAGUGGAAAAUCAUCAACGCGUACCAUUUACGAGCAAAAUAUGAGUAUGCGGAGGGAUUUGAGGUUAAGAUUGAGCUGCAGCUGUAUCGUCUGGAUAGCGAGAAUUAUCUAGUGGACUUCAAGUAUGUGGGGCAGCAGUCUGCGGCGGAGAUGGAGGCGAGGGCCGAGUUGAUGAGGAGUAUCAAUGAAGAGUCUCAGAGGAAUUUGAGCAUGUAUCAACAACAAUAUCAACAGCAGCAGCAGGCUUCGGCAACGAUGACAGAGUUCCCGACACCGACUAUAGAGGCAAUAAGAGCUGCCGACGAGGUAGAUGCUGAUGUAUCAGGCGCAGGAGAUGAGCAUCCCGUCGCGGUUAUAGCUCAAGGCGCGGCGCAUAUCAUGUCGGACCCUCAGGAUAUUCCUCAACCGAGCUCAUCGUCCGCCAUCAACGGUGCCGAACACCAUCUCUCGUCUACAGUGCCUACAUUACGGCCCCUUCAGCCGAUUGUCAGUUUUCAGACGGGCGUCAACGCCAACGCUGGUGUCAGUGCCAGUACCAGUGCCAUGGCCCAUUCUCUCAGAUCAAACAACAGUCCUGAAGAGAGCGCCAUGACAAGCAUGUCCCUACCGGUUCGUCCACGUCCGUCUAUCAGCAUCAAUAUUAGCAACAGUAUCAGCAAUAGCGCAAGCCCUGGGAUCUUGUCAUCGUCACUGAUGCAGGAGCAGCAGCUCCAGAAGGAAAUGAACGAGCUGCGACAGGAAUUGAAGCACCAGCAACGGCAGCGGGAUCUGAAGCAGAGACCCACGCAUCUGCUGUUCCCGAAGGCGAGUUAUCAGCUUGCUUCGGCGACGAAGGAGGUGACUUCGCCAUUCCCCUUCUUUGAUGUAUGUGGUAAGCUGAUCACUGAGUUGGCCAUCGGAAGCGGGUAGGCAAGAACCCAAGGAAGACCGACAUUGAACUCGGGUCUUUGAGCGUAUACGUUGACACUACAUCACCUAUACCGCAACUCAUCUUGUAUUUGUAAAUAAAGGACGAAAAGAACAAGCGUGAUGAUGAUGGAUU